Molecule: messenger RNA, 1777 nt
Organism: Orcinus orca (killer whale)
Lineage: Eukaryota; Metazoa; Chordata; Mammalia; Artiodactyla; Delphinidae
Gene: FFAR3
Product: free fatty acid receptor 3
Biological process (GO): cellular response to fatty acid; G protein-coupled receptor signaling pathway
Cellular component (GO): plasma membrane
Molecular function (GO): G protein-coupled receptor activity
Source: RefSeq, a predicted model, not a curated record
AUGACCACAAACACCAGCUCAGACCGGUCCUUCUUCCUCGGCAGUCACGGGCUCCACUGCUCCAUGUACCUCUUCACCUUCCUCUCGGGGCUUCCCCUGAAGCCGGAGGCCCUGGUGAUCCUCGUGGACCAGCUGCAGCACUGUCCAGCGGCCGUGCGUGUGCUCUUGCUGAACCUGACCCUAUCGCCCCGCACCCUGGUGCUCUUCCUGCCAUUCCACGCGGUGAAGGCAGCGAGCGGCACACGCUGGCCCCUGCCCUUCAUCUUUUGCCCCUUCUCCAGAUUCCUCUUCUUCGCCACCAUCUAUCUCCCGUCCCUCUUCCCGGCAGCUGUGAGCGAUGAGCGCUUCCUGAGCGUGGCCUACCCAGUUUGGUACCAGACCCGGCCAAGGCCGGGACAGGCUGGCCUGGUCAGCAGGGCCUGCUGGCUCCUGGCCGCCGCUCACUGCAGUGUGGUCGAUGUCACUGAAUUCUCGGGGCGCUCCUCCCCCACCCAGGGAUCAGCUGGUGGGACAUGCUACCUGGAAUUCCGGAAGGAUCAGCUGGCCUUUCUCCUGCCUGUCCAGCUGGAGAUGGCUGCGGUCCUUUUUGGGGUGCCCCUGCUCAUCACCAGCUACUGCUAUAGCCGCCCGGUGUGCAUACUUGGUAAGGGAGCCAGCCAGCGCCGGCGGAAGAGGGGUGGGCUCGCAGCAGCCAUGCUGCUCAACUUUCUCGUCUGCUUUGGGCCCUACAACGUGUCCCAUGCUGUGGGCUACACCCAGGGUGAAAGCCCGAAGUGGAGAACCAUGCUGCCCCUCAACACCCUGAACUCCUGUGUCGACACCCUUUACUAUUUCUCAUCAUCUGGGUUCCAAGCUGACUUCCAGGGGCUGCUGGGGAGGCUGACUGGAGCCUGUGGCCCUUGGUGGCAGGAAGGCAGCGUGACACUGAAGAGUGAAGGAGAGGGGCCGCCACAGGAGGUGUCUAACAUAUAGGGGGGCUCUGGAGCGGGUGGCCAGGGGGACUGGCCUGCAGAGCAGGUCAUCCCUGGGGCAGUUCCAAGCUCAAGUCAGGUAGCACCUUGGAGAGGCAGGCUGGGGACGGGCACUGUUUGGGUCAGAGCAGGUACCCAGCCUUAGCCCAGCUCUUGAUCUCGCCACGCUACCCUCCCUUCUCGUGCCCCAACACGCUCAGGGGGCGGUCACGGUGAGAGAGAACUCUGGAGAAUAAGGAGCUCCCCGGGGCAGCAGGCGAGCUCCUGGGCUUUGCUGAAGGUGAAGGAGGAGCUGACAGCAGCGUCCAGGGUCUGAGGGAGCUGCCCAGCGACUUGGGACAGGAGAGAGGAAGAAUCUGUCCUUUAGAACUACCGACUCAGCUGGGCAGGAAUGGGGACACAGGACUCCAGGAAUGAGGGAGCACCCUGCUGUGACAUGCGCUCUUCCAGCAAGUUUCCACUGUUCAAUAAAUUCAGACUUUCAGGGACAUUCAUGAAAAAUGACAGAAGAAAAAUUACCUGAAUAAACUUGGUAGCAAGCAAAAGAGAAUGGUUUUUUCUUAAUCUUUUUUUUUUUUUAUGGUGUGUGUGGGUGGUGUAUGUGAGUGUACCUUAGGUGGUGUUGAUGGAUGGAAGGAUAAAACACGAAGACUCUGAAGGAGAAGUGUUAAACUAUAAGAUGCCUAGUUGCUGGGAGAGGAUUUGGAUCAGAAGAAUAAAAGUAAUAGCGAACCCAUCUUAAGGGCUUAGCCUGACAUCGUCUUUAAUCUUCUCAGUAGCCGUGAGGCAGGUACUGUGACUCUUCC